Molecule: messenger RNA, 2134 nt
Organism: Pseudogymnoascus destructans
Lineage: Eukaryota; Fungi; Ascomycota; Leotiomycetes; Thelebolales; Thelebolaceae
Exons: 4
Coding region: 930-1958 (342 amino acids)
Biological process (GO): adenosine catabolic process; inosine biosynthetic process
Molecular function (GO): adenosine deaminase activity
Source: RefSeq, a predicted model, not a curated record
GCGUCAAAAUGCGUCAAAAGGCGUCAAAAGGCGUCAAAAGGCUCAAAAGGCUCAAAAGGCUCAAAAGGCGUCAAAAGGCGUCAAAAGGAGUCAACUAUUGUGUCCUGCACUGUUGUUUUGACGACUAGAGUCUACGACUACUGUAGAGUACUACGACUAAUUCCAGUAAUAUAAUACUGUGGUACUAUAAUAGACAUGGGCCAUGGGCUGAUUCUCCAUCGCGCCCAGGUUUCUUCAGUGUCCCAUGUGUGUGCACGUGAAUGCGCACGAACGGCUCCUCCCUCUCAUCGAUGAUGACCAUCACAGAUACAAAAUGAAAACGUGAAUAGCGUCCAUAUGUCCCAGAAGGGGGUCCCAUUGGUAAGCUACCUUGCAUACAGACCCGGUACUGUAUGUGUAUGUAUAUAUGUAUGUACGCACGCAGAGCCAGCGGCACGGAGAAUUUAGAGCUGUUGCAUUCAAUUGGGACGAUUCUCGCAUCGGCCCCGAAGAGAUGCUGAUGCAGACGCACCGUACUCUCGUUGCAACAAAUUCAAUAUUCUUCCGUGCCGCAUAUGUGCCCCACUACUAACUACUGAUCGGAGACAUUGAUUGAUCCACAUCUCACCAAACUGUCUCCUCCGCACUUAACCCUGGCGUCUCACCGUCCAGAUCGGUAUGCUGAGGGUAUGGGGCAUAAGUCAUAAAAUAGUCGCGCGGCAACAGUGCAGAAUCCAAAUGCACGAUUUGUACAGCGCCUUUCUGUCUCAGACCGUUCCUGUCCUCUCAUCCUACCACGCCGAAAUGGUAAAAUCCACAUAAACUGGCCUUAUUAGUGCUUUCUUCGUCCCUCACGGGGUUGUUACAUUUGCCACCCAGAACCAGCCGAGGCCUUGCCCCUUUAUCCAGUAUAUACAUAGUUGGAAGUGACCAGUGAGGCUGUCGUGCUCAUGGCCACAGAUCCUUUAAAUGGCUUGGACGCCAAGUCCAUGCCAAAGAUUGAACUACACGCCCAUCUAAGUGGCAGUAUCAGCCCAACUUGCCUUCACGAAAUAUGGCUAUCCAAAAAGCAACGUGAUGCAGACGGAGCCUCAGGCCUCUCUGACCCUCUCCAGGUGCUACACCCGAGCAAAGCAAUUGGCUUGGUAACCUUCUUUCCUCUGUUCUCGAAGUAUAUCUACGAGCUAUGCAACGAUGCCGAGAGCAUAUCAUAUUCCACCAAAUCUGUCCUUCAAGACUUUCAGGAUGAUGGUGUGAUCUACCUUGAGCUGCGAACGACGCCACGUCUCAUCAAGCAAGCGGGAAUUACCAAAGAAGCUUAUGUUCAACUCGUACUGUCAACCAUUUCAAGCUUCGAAUCGCCUACGAUGGUUACCAAACUAAUAUUAUCCAUUGACCGCCGGAACUCCGAAGAAGAAGCAUUUGAGGUCGUUGACCUAGCCCUCCGGUAUAGAGACCAAGGAGUCGUCGGCGUUGAUCUCUGCGGGGAUCCCGCAAAGGGCAAUGUCGACACAUUCAGGUCUGCUUUUGCGAAGGCCAAAGAAGAGGGCCUUAAGACCACUAUCCACUUCGCAGAAGCUCCCCAAUCUUCCAAUGAACAUGAGUUACUCACUUUGCUUUCCUUCGGACCGGAUCGCAUCGGGCAUGUUAUCCACGUUCCAGAUGCUAUCAAAGAGGUCGUCAUUAAACGGAAACUGGGCCUAGAGCUCUGCUUGAGCUGCAAUGUCAAGUUUGGGAUGACAUCGGGGAGCUUCGCGGAUCACCAUUUUCUGUAUUGGAAAGGCACAGGGUGCCCAAUAACACUUUGCACUGAUGAUGUUGGAGUUGUUGGCAGUGCUUUGUCGAAUGAAUAUGCUCUGAUUGCUGAGCACUUUGGUUUGCAGCCCAAGGAGGUCUAUGAGUUUGCUCGGAGUGGGAUCGAGACGAUAUUUGGUGGUGAUGAUGAAAAGGAGAGGCUGCGAAAACUGAUGUGGCAUUAAUGCUCAGUCGCUUCCAGGCAUGUGGUUUAUUCCCAGCGAAUGUCAGUACCUUAGUUCUUAUUUUCUUAGAAUAUGUGCGCGUCCUGGCUCAAAAAGUGAGGGGUAGUGAGACCAGGCAGAAUGUACCAGUCACGACUUUCACGGAAUAACAACUUAUCAUAGGCAAUAUUGAAGAG